Molecule: messenger RNA, 8365 nt
Organism: Pteronotus mesoamericanus
Lineage: Eukaryota; Metazoa; Chordata; Mammalia; Chiroptera; Mormoopidae
Gene: PDZD8
Product: PDZ domain containing 8
Exons: 5
Coding region: 190-3651 (1153 amino acids)
Biological process (GO): mitochondrial calcium ion homeostasis
Cellular component (GO): mitochondria-associated endoplasmic reticulum membrane contact site
Molecular function (GO): lipid binding; protein binding
Source: RefSeq, a predicted model, not a curated record
GGGCCGGCGCAGGCUCGGGCGUUGCACGGCGCGGGCGGGAGCCGCCGGACGAGGCCCAGGGAGCUGCUCGCCCCGACCCCGCCGCCCGAUGUCCUCAAGAUGGAGGCAGCGGGGGCGGCGGCGUGAAGAAAGCCGCGCUGUGCGCGCGGGAGCAGCGGGCCGGGCUGUCCGGGCGGAGACGGUGGCGGGAUGGGGCUGCUGCUCAUGAUCCUGGCGUCGGCGGUGCUGGGCUCCUUACUCACGCUCCUCACCCAGUUCCUGCUGCUUUACCGCAAGCAGCCCGAGCCGCCGCCGGUCGAGGCCGCCCGCGCGCGCGACGGCUUCCGCUACCUCAGGCCGGUGCCGGGCCUGGCCCUGCGGGAGUACCUUUAUGGCGGUGGCGGGGCCGAGGAGCCCUCCGGCGGGCCCUCCGAGGGCGGCGCCACCCCGACCCCCGAGACCCCCGCCCCGCCGACGCGGGAAACCUGCUACUUCCUCAACGCCAUCAUCCUGUUCCUGUUCCGGGAGCUGCGGGACACCGCGCUGGCCCGCCGCUGGGUCACCAAGAAGAUCAAGGUGGAGUUCGAGGAGCUGCUGCAGACCAAGACGGCCGGGCGCCUGCUGGAGGGGCUGAGCCUGCGGGACGUGUUCCUGGGCGAGACCGUGCCCUUCAUUAAGACCAUCCGGCUGCUCCGGCCCGUGGUGCCCUCGGCCCCCAGCGAGCCCGACGGCCCCGAGGGGGAGGCGCUGCCCGCCACCUCCCCGGAGGAGCUGGCCUUUGAGGCGGAGGUGGAAUACAACGGGGGUUUCCACCUGGCCAUCGACGUGGACUUGGUCUUCGGCAAGUCCGCCUACCUGUUCGUCAAACUCUCCCGCGUGGUGGGGAGGCUGCGCUUCGUCCUCACGCGCGUGCCAUUCACCCACUGGUUCUUCUCCUUCGUGGAGGACCCGCUGAUCGACUUCGAGGUGCGCUCCCAGUUUGAAGGGCGGCCCAUGCCGCAGCUCACCUCCAUCAUCGUUAAUCAGCUGAAGAAAAUCAUCAAGCGCAAGCACACCCUCCCGAGUUACAAGAUCAGGUUUAAGCCAUUUUUUCCAUUCCAAACCUUGCAAGGAUUUGAAGAAGAUGAAGAAGAACAUAUCCAUAUACAACAAUGGGCACUUACUGAAGGCCGCCUUAGAGUUACAUUGUUAGAAUGUAGCAGGUUACUCAUUUUUGGAUCCUAUGACAGAGAGGCAAAUAUUCACUGCACACUUGAGUUGAGCAGUGGUGUCUGGGAAGAAAAACAGAGGAGUUCUAUUAAGACGGUUGAAUUAAUUAAGGGGAAUUUACAGAGUGUUGGCCUUACACUUCGUCUUGUCCAGUCAACUGAUGGUUAUGCCGGGCACGUCAUCAUUGAGACUGUGGCCCCAAACUCGCCUGCUGCGAUUGCUGAUCUUCAGCGAGGAGACCGACUGAUCGCGAUCGGAGGUGUGAAAAUCACAUCUACACUGCAAGUGUUGAAGCUCAUCAAGCAGGCUGGUGACCGGGUCCUGGUGUAUUAUGAGAGGCCCGUUGGCCAGAGUAAUCCAGGUGCAGUUCUGCAAGAUAAUUUUGGACAGUUGGAAGAAAACUUUCUGUCAAACUCAUGCCAACCAAACUAUGAAGAAGAGGCAACUGGGUUGGCAGUAGAUACUGAAAAUAGAGAUCUGGAUUCAGAAUUUGAAGACUUGGCAAGUGACGUUAGAGUUCAGACUGAGUUCAAAGAUGAAGCACAAACGGCAAGUCAUAGUCCGAAACGUACUCCAACAUCACUUUCUGUUAGGCCCCUUGGGACAAUAUCACCAGUUUUAAACCGUAAAUUAGUUGUAGGGACUCACCCACCGCUACCAAAACUCCCAUCCAAAGAAGGAAACAGACCCUUGGCCCUAAAACCUUCUGAGACAACAGACCCAGCACAAGUGUCAAAACCCACCCAAGGAUCCACUUUCAAACCGCCUGUGCCACCACGCCCGCAAGUGAAAGUUCCUCUGCCGUCUGCCGAUGCCCCAAGUCAGGCGGAGCCAGACGUUCCUGUUGAAAAGCCAGAAAAGGUGCUGCCUCCUCCUCCUGCAGAUAAAGCUGCCGAGAAGCAAGCGAAAACUGGGGAUCACCUGGAAGACGUAGCUGCAUCAAAGCAGCUCUUAACAAAGCAAGAAGUGGCGAAAGACUUAAGCUCAGAAAGUCCCUGCCCUCCUAAGGACAGUUCGGAUGACCCGCAGAUGUGGGAAUCCUCAGAAAUCCCCUAUCGUAACAAGCUAGGAAAAUGGACAAGAACCAGAGCAACCUGUGUCUUUGACAUAGAAGCCUGCCACCGAUACUUAAACAUUGCACUGUGGUGCCGGGAUCCUUUCAAGUUAGGGGGGCUCAUCUGUUUGGGGCAUGUUAGCCUAAAACUUGAAGAGGUGGCUUUAGGAUGCCUGGCCACAUCAAACAUGGAGUACCUGUCAAAGUUCAGGCUGGAAGCCCCAUCCCCGAAGGCCAUGGUCACGAGAACCGCACUGCGCAAUCUGAGUGUGCAGAAGGGAUUCAAUGACAAAUUUUGCUUUGGUGACAUUACUAUUCAUUUCAAAUAUUUGAAAGAAGGAGAGCCGGACCACCAUAUAGUUACUAACUUGGAGAAAGAAAAAGAACUUCACUUGGUCGAAGAGGUUUCUGCCUUACCCAAGGAGGAGCACUUUGUUGGACAGCUGGGUUUAACAGAAAAUAAGCAUAGUUUUCAGGACACUCAGUUCCAGAACCCAACUUGGUGUGAUUACUGCAAGAAGAAAGUUUGGACUAAAGCCGCUUCCCAGUGUAUGGUGUGUGCGUACGUUUGCCAUAAGAAAUGCCAGGAGAAGUGUCUAGCCGAGACUCCUCUUUGUGGGGCGGCUGACAGGCGGAUAGACCGGACCCUGAAAAACCUCAGGCUGGAAGGACAGGAAACCCUCCUGGGCCUGCCUGUUCGUGCCGAUGCGGAUGCUAGCAAGUCAGUCAAUAAAACAACAGGCUUGACGAGGCACAUUAUCAAUACUAGCUCUCGUUUGUUAAAUUUGCGUCAAGUGUCUAAAACCCGCCUUUCUGAAGCAGGAACUGAUCUAGUAGAACCUUCACCAAAACACACCCCCAACACGUCGGACAAUGAAGGUAGUGACACAGAGGUGUGUGGGCCAAACAGUCCCUCUAAACGGGUGAACAGCACAGGGAUAAAGUUAGUGAGAAAGGAGGGAGGGCUGGAUGACAGCGUCUUCAUUGCAGUUAAAGAAAUUGGCCGUGACCUCUACAGGGGCCUGCCUACAGAGGAGAGGAUCCAGAAACUUGAGUUCAUGCUGGAUAAACUGCAAAAUGAAAUUGAUCAGGAGUUGGAACAUAAUAAUUCCCUUGUUAGAGAAGAAAAAGAGACAACCGAUGCGAGGAAAAAAUCACUUCUUUCUGCCGCUUUGGCUAAAUCAGGUGAAAGACUGCAAGCCCUGACACUUCUUAUGAUCCACUACAGAGCAGGCAUUGAGGAUAUCGAAUCUUUAGAAAGUCUGUCCUUAGACCAGCACUCCAAAAAAAUAAGCAAAUACACAGACGAUACAGAAGAAGAUCUUGAUAAUGAAAUAACCCAACUAAUAGAUUCUCAGCCGUUCAGCAGCAUAUCAGAUGACUUAUUUGGCCCAUCUGAGUCUGUGUAACGAACAGUCUAUUUAAACUUUCAGGUGAUUGCGGGGAAAGUUGCAUCUAAAGUACCACGGAUAUAACCGCGUUUAAACCCUCUUCUAAUGCACUUCAAUCUGCUUCUCCACAGUUAUUUGCUUGUGUUAAGAACAGGAAUGAAAAGGUUGUUUUCCAGCAAAACCAUGACCAGCUCACUAAAUUGGUUAUUUCAGAUUGCAUUUAUAGCUAUGCUAUUUGGGUUUAUACCUGGAAUUUAUUUUUACUAAUUUAUUUUUAACUUUUUCUAAUUAUGAGAUUAUGUAAGAUGACUUUUCAUGUUUGUGUAUGUGAUGUCGCAUUGUGCUGUUUUCCUUCCUCUUAGUUUUUGAAUUAGUGUUAAACAGGACACUGGCCAGAUUCUUUAAUAUCUUUAUUUCUAUCACGGUUAUAACAGAUUGCUGCGUGCCCAAAUUGACAGCAGCAAUCACUGAGGGAACAGGUUUUGAAUCUUAUAAUUUUUUAGGAGGUUUGUCAUCUCUACUUGCUUGAGAUUUUUAUUAUUUUGGGGUUCGUGGGGGGUGCUUUUUGUCUUGUUUUUUGCCAAAUGUAACACGAAAGCAGAUACUAUGGCUUUAGUCAGUUAUACUGAUUUAGUAAAAACAAAAAUUACAUAUAUUGCUUGCUUUAUAUGCCUCUGUGAAAUUUUUUUCUAAAGUUUUGUGCAGUUGAAGUAUAGUAAGGAUACAGUGAUUAAUUUGAAGAGCUUGCACUGAAAAACAAAAUGUAGUAAGGCGUAAACAUAGAACACUGUUGGCAAAGAAUUUUGUAGCAAGAUAAGAUUACUGAAAAACCACCACCAUAGGAUUUUGAAACAUUAUCUUUCAAAUGUUACUUUCCCUUUAAAAGGAAGUUCUAAACACUUAUGAUUAUUUUUCAUCUUCAGUUCUCCCAUAGGAAAUAAAGCAUUUGCAAGGAUAUUUAAAGUUUCAGAGGACUGUUCUUAAAAUGACCACGUUGAUAACUGGUUUCGGCUGUUUUGUUUUAGAAACAUUUUCAUGUAGGAGAAUGUUGUGAAGGAGAGGAAUCAUACAGAAUAGAUUUAUUGCUUUGUCUGACAUCCUACAGACUAAAAGGAAUGGUGAUCAUUCUGAAUGCUUCUGUAGUUCAGACUAUUUUUCAUACAUGAGAAAAAAAUAAAUAAAAAUAGACAGUAUAGGUACAUAGGAAUUGGGAUCAGUUCUCUGAAAAUGAAGAUCUACUGUGAUACUUGGUCCAUCAUGUGGCUGCCAGUAACACGUGACUGAGGGAGAAGUAAGUAUGACCUCUGUCUGUGCGCCAUGGAAAUUUUGGCUUUUCGUGUGCCUAUAAAAGGAUCUGUAUGCUUUUCCCUUUUGUAGGUAAGUACUAUGAUCACUUAGAUAUAUAUAUAAACUAGAUGGGACAGCUGUAUGGCUGACAGAAAAAGGCAUGUAUAAUAGUAUGGAUUCUGACCCGAAUCUAUAGCCCAGGAUGCCACACAUCAGUUGAAGGUCAAGCUCUUCCAUCGGCCGUGACUGAAUUGUAUAACCACAGGCAAACCACCAAAGGGCUUCGUGCCCCAGCUCCAAAGUAGGAAUAAACAAGAUUUACUCUAUCUCACAGGACUGCGGUGAGGGGAACAACAGCAUAACUAAGUGUUCUGAAUAGUAAGAAGUUAUUCAAAUGAAAGGUAUGACUCAUACGGGCACUAAAAGCAUUUUUGAGGGUAAAAAAGUUAUUCCACUUUUAAAAUCAAUAGCCAGUUCUCUUUUCUGCUAAGUGAAAUAUUAGGAAACAAUACUUUCCUGGCCAAGUUAAUCACAAAUAUAGCUGUGUAUAUCCCUGUUUAUUUAAGCAUGCUUGCGUUCUAAAAGGACACCGCUAUGGAAGUCUUUAUACACAACCUUCUCUGAAAACUAAAAUGAUGUUCUGUAACAUGUGCUUGAAACAAUCUGCCCAAUGUGAUAACCAGCUUUCAUCUUAUACAAAGUAACUCACCACAGACAACCUGGAAGGUGGCGUGUCAGGAAGGGCUGGUGCUUAUUGAUCACGCCACGGAAGUCUUAGUGGCCGACAUCCAAGCCUGCUGCUGUAACUGGCGCAUUUGAAAGAGCUGGAGAAAUACUGCAAAACUUUGGUUUCGUAAAAAUCAACUUGUGCUUUAAACGUAUUUAACUCUGUAGAACCACAAUGAUGGAAAGCUCAGUAAUGCUGCUCAUGAUAUUUGUAAAAUACACCUUUCACGUAGUGCGGUGUUUUUUAUACACAUUGGGAGAAGCAGUAGAGGCAUCGUGGUUGUACUUUAGUGCCGGGGUCGGGGGGACAACACUCCAAGGAGCCCGGGGGACACUGAGAUCUACGGCUUCGAUGGAAACAGUUGUGUUAUAUUACAUUCCUGAUGUAAUCUUGCUGCCAUGCUAUGUUAUCAAUAGCUUCAAAAUAAUAAUAAAAACUACCACAGAAAACAAGAAUAUCUUCAUUUGAUGACAUCUGAAAAAGGUGAUCGCAGUGUCUGUGGAAUGAGGGCCUGGUAUAACUUGGCCACCAAAUAAGCUCAACAGUUCAUUGUUGCUAAACAAAAGGCUAUUCUGAAAAUUGCUCAAAGCAUUAAAUUUUGGUUUACUUAUUUCUUCAGGCUUUGAAACAACAGAUUUAUGGGUUUACCUCUGCUACCUACUUAUUUGUAAUUAGACUAUUUAAAGUGUGUUUUCUACAUUGGUAUUUAAUGAUUGGGUUAGAUAAUCAAGCUAAGCAACAUUUUAGCACUGUUUUGGAAUCAGAAUUAAUGUGCUACAUUUCUUAAUGUCCAGCCUUAAAUAUAAGUCUUUAAUAUCAGAACAAAUUGAAUACUGUGUGUCCAUGUGUGAUUUUGAGAAAAGAAAACAACUAAAAAUUUGAGGGUACUGUCAAUUUCUAAAAGUAUAUCUGAAUUUUUUGAAAGGUGAUUUGAAAAUAUUUGGCUCUUGCAAAUAGUAAGAUAAUAAAGAUAAUAAAAUUUUAAGUCCCCUAAAAGUGAAUAAAUUCAAAAUCACUUUAAUUUUAAAAUGUAUUGUGUUUUUCUAAAUGGAGAUGAUAGCUUUCCUUUUAUGGGGGGAGGGUCCCCUAAUCCUUUUUAAGCCAUGGAUCCCCUUGAAGAUCUGAUUAAAACUAGACACUCACCCCUACAAGACACACACAUACACCCUGUAAGUCUUACGGACUUUCAGGGGCCAUGGGCCCACUCUGUCAAAUGGCCGCAUAGUUUAGUUAGUUUUACCAGAUAUAUUUGUUCACAGCAAUCAGAAAAAUAAUACAACUUUUACAGGUGCAAGGAUAACUUAGUGAGUUUUCCACACGGACCAAAAGUACUAGUUACAUAUUUCAAUUUAAAACAUUUUUCAAACUAACUUGGAGUGGAUUGUACCUGAUAACCUGCAAGCAGAGAACAACAGUUUUUCAUUCAUUAUCAACAGUCAAAACAAUACCUUAGGUAUUUGAUUCCAACGAUAAUGUCUGGUUUAUAAUAAAGGAAGACAAAUAGGCAGAGUGGUGUUCAGAAGAUUUAUUAAGUGCACAGCUAAAACAUGACUUAGGUACACUCAGCAAUCAAAAGAAAGAACUGAAAAUCAUUACUACCUCAUUAAGGCUUUUCUAUCUGUUUGCCAGGCACAAACAUAAAAUACACCUCUACUCCAAGUUCUUGUUCAGACAUGUUCAGAGAGCUGUAUGUUCUUCGUUUGGAUACUUUUUUUAAAGCCUCUCUUCUCAGUCUUGGCUAAUCCCAGAAUAUUAGCCGCAUAAAAGACCCUACAAUUCUUUUUUCCCUCUCACAUACAGUUGAUAUCUUUUGCUCCUAAAACAGUUCUGAAAAACUCCACCUAUCAUGUUAUCUCUAGGAAUCAAUAACAGGCAGGCCUUUAUCAGUCAUUGAAGAGGCUGAAGCCUUAAAGGCAAAACUAAAAUAUGAAUAAAUGAUACAGUUUGGGGGCAGGGAGAACCACAGACCCUCUAGGAGAAGUGACCUGUAGCACAUUCUCUUUUGAGGCUCUCCCCUGGGGAAGGAGAGAAGCACCUGCCCAGAAGCCAUGAGAACGCCCCCAGACCACGUUCCAAAGCUGUGGACGCUGUAAGUUACCCAGCGCGAGUCGGUGAGGAAGCUUGUUUUGCUUCCACACGCUGGACCUGACAGCCAGACUUAAGGUCAUUCAAAGCCCCACAGAAGAGCUUCCUAAAGCAAAUGGAAAAGAAGUAUUAGCUGACUUCCCUAGAGAAUUAAGAGGUUGAAGAGUCCUUGUGCUGAAGUUGUUUGCUCCUUGUCCAAGUUAACAUAGUUUUAGUUUAACAUAAGAGAACUUUCAUUGGGUAAUUUUUGUUUACAAUGACGACAAAAUCAACAAGUAGUAUUGGAGACAUGCCAUGCUAUCUUCGCACUGCAAUCAUUUCUCAUACAAAACCUGAUGUAAACUGACAAUGUUCACUAACACAGUGUUGGCUGUUACACUGAAAAAGCACAUCAACGUCAUGCUUAGAAAAACCACAUUACACAGCAGUAGAUGAUACAGUAAUACACAGACAUUUCUAGACGUUUGGUUUUUUUCUUGCCUGUGAAAGGGGAUGUGUCCUGACCACCCUAUUUUACCUGUUUCCCUAACAGGAUUCAAGACAUAAUUUUUCAUUCCUUUUUCACCUUUUAAAAUUUUUCACAUUGAUGCGAACAACUUUCAGAACUCUAGAAAAUAGUUUCAGAUGACUCAA